Molecule: messenger RNA, 3572 nt
Organism: Nanorana parkeri
Lineage: Eukaryota; Metazoa; Chordata; Amphibia; Anura; Dicroglossidae
Gene: PCDH19
Product: protocadherin 19
Exons: 10
Coding region: 147-3572 (1141 amino acids)
Biological process (GO): homophilic cell-cell adhesion
Cellular component (GO): plasma membrane
Molecular function (GO): calcium ion binding
Source: RefSeq, a predicted model, not a curated record
AGUGAGGCUUCCCAAAAGGGCACAGUGAGUUACCUACAUGAUUUUUGCUGAUUUCUGUCUCUCUCCUUCGUCCCCUUUCAUUCGCCUGCCUGAGAUUAAUUGCCCUCUAAACCCAGCCUCCAGCUAUCUAGCAGGGAGCAGGGACUAUGUGGCUUUGGAUAAGGAAAGACAUGGAUGUAUUGCACAUUCUGCUGUUGCUGGUUGUGUCCUGGAGCCGAACCCGGGCUCUGAUCAACUUGAAAUACACAGUGGAUGAGGAGCAGAGAGCAGGCACCCAGAUUGCCAAUGUGGCCAGGGAUGCCAAGGAUGCUGGUUUUGUGCUAGACCCCAGGCAGCCUGCAUUCAGAGUGGUUUCCAAUUCUGCGCCUCACCUGGUGGACAUCAAUGCAUCAGGGCUGCUGGUCACCAAGCAGAAGAUUGACAGGGACAUGUUGUGCAGGCAGAUGCCCAAAUGUGUCAUCUCACUGGAGGUCAUGUCCAACUCUAUGGAGAUUUGUGUUAUUAAAAUAGAGAUUAAAGACCUCAACGACAACGCUCCCAGUUUCCCCACCGACCAGAUCGACCUGGAAAUCUCGGAGACGGCCAGCCCUGGCACCAGGAUUCCCCUGGAGAGUGCCUACGAUCCAGAUUCUGGGAACUUUGGGGUCCAGUCCUAUGAGAUCACACCCAAUGACCUGUUUGGCUUGGAGAUCAAGACAAGAGGAGAUGGCUCACGGUUUGCUGAGCUGGUGGUGGAGAAAAACCUGGACAGAGAGACCCAGUCUCAUUACAAUUACAUCAUCACGGCCCUAGAUGGUGGGGAGCCCUCCAAUUUCGGGACUGUGGAGUUAAACAUCAAAGUGAUAGAUUCAAAUGACAACAAUCCAGUUUUUGAGGAGCCUGCCUAUACUGUAAAUGUCCCUGAGAACUCCCCUCUAAAUGCCUUGGUCAUCGACCUCAAUGCUACUGAUCCAGAUGAAGGUACCAAUGGCGAGAUUGUGUAUUCGUUUAACAGCUAUGUGUCUGACAAAACUAGGGAGCUCUUUAAGAUAGAUCCCAAAACUGGAGUCAUUACAGUCAGUGGGGCUAUAGACUAUGAAGAAGGGCAUGUCUACGAAAUUGAUGUCCAAGCCAAGGAUUUGGGACCCAACUCCAUCCCUGCCCAUUGCAAAGUGACUGUGAAUGUACUGGAUGUCAAUGACAAUGUACCUGUUAUUAACCUGCUUUCUGUCAACAGUGAGGUGGUUGAAGUAAGUGAGAACGCUCCAAAUGGCUAUGUCAUAGCUUUAGUGAGGGUCUCAGAUAGGGACUCUGGUAUCAAUGGCAGGGUGGUCUGCAAACUCCUAGGCAAUGUCCCCUUCAGGCUUCAGGAAUAUGAAAGCUUCUCCACCAUUUUGGUAGAUGGGAGGUUGGACAGGGAACAGAGGGACCAGUACAAUUUGACCAUCCAGGCCAAAGACAGUGGCAACCCAUCACUCCAGUCCACCAAGUCCUUCACGGUCAGAAUCACAGAUGAGAAUGACAACCAUCCCCAUUUCUCCAAAACCUUCUACCAGACCAUUGUCUCUGAAAAUAAUACUCCAGGGGCGUACUUACUUUCUGUUUCAGCCAGGGACCCUGAUUUGGGAUUAAAUGGCAGUGUGUCCUAUCAACUGGUGCCAUCUCAAGUGAGGGACAUGCCGGUUUUCACCUAUGUUUCUAUCAACCCAACCACAGGAGAUAUCUAUGCUCUCAGAUCCUUCAACCACGAGCAGACCAAGGCUUUUGAAUUUAAGAUUUCGGCCAAGGAUGGUGGUACUCCACCACUGCAGAGUAACGUCACGGUUAGGGUGAUUGUGGUGGAUGUCAAUGACAAUACACCUGUGAUUACCGCUCCACCCUUAGUCAAUGGUACCUCAGAGGUCUACAUCCCCAGAAACGCAGGGGUAGGCUACCUUGUGACUGUGGUUAAGGCUGACGACUAUGACGAAGGGGAGAACGGCAGGUUGUCCUAUGAGAUUACAGAAGGGGACAGGGGCUUCUUCGAGAUCGACCAGAUCAAUGGGGAGAUUAGGACCACCAGGACUUUUGGGGAAAACUCCAAGACAACUUAUGAACUGAUUGUGGCAGCACAGGAUCAUGGGAAGCCUUCUCUCUCAGCCUCCGCUUUGAUUCUGAUCUACCUGUCCCCAGCCCUGGAUGCUCAGGAAUCUAUCGGAUCUGUUAACCUGUCUCUGAUUUUUAUCAUUGCCUUGGGAUCUAUUGCUGCCAUCCUUUUUGUGACCAUGAUCUUUGUGGCCGUCAAAUGCAAGAGGGACAACAAGGAAAUUAGAACCUACAACUGCAGAAUUGCACCAACAAGGAUAGCCGAAUACUCUUACGGACACCAAAAGAAGUCCAACAAGAAGAAGAAGAUCUGCAAGAACGACAUCCGCCUGGUGCCUCGCGACGUUGAGGAGACAGACAAGAUGAACGUGGUGAGCUGCUCCUCCCUUACCUCGUCGCUAAAUUAUUUUGACUACCACCAGCAGACGCUUCCUUUGGGAUGCCGCCGCACGGACAGCACUUUCCUUAAUGUGGAAAACCAGAACACCAGGAAUGCAGGGUCCAAUCACGUCUACCAUCACACCUUCACCAACCAGAGCCCACCACAACCCGACCUCAUCAUCAAUGGAAUGCCCCUUCCGGAGACAGAGAAUUACACAUUCGAUACAAACUAUGUGAACAGCCGGGCACAUCUGAUUAAAAGCAGUUCCACCUUCAAGGACUUAGAGGGAAACAGUCUCAAGGACAGCGGGCACGAGGAGAGUGACCAGACCGACAGCGAACAUGACGUCCAGCGGGGCUUGUACUGUGACACCGCUGUCAACGACGUGCUCAACACCAGCGCCAACUCAGUGGGGAUGCAGCAGACUGAGCAAGGUAAGGAAGCCAAUGUAGCGUCCCAGGUUGCUAAGAGCCAGCGGGAAGAUAUGCAAGGGCCACGCACAUCUCCGCAACCAGCUCUUAGCAACCUGGGAAGCUCUGGCCAGCAUCUGGCCCAGCUCCUCGCAGCCAGUGAUGUCAUUGGUUGCCAAGAGGACGGCAGGACACUGAGCUGGGCAGGCCUUGCAGACCAAGGCAGCGGCCAGCGGACCUUUCCAUGCUUACAUCACACCUACAGAAGGCUGCAAAGCUUUCCCAUUCUUCCCCUUCUGUUUGACAGCCGUGUCAGAGCGCUCGGCUUCUUUAUCACGGCGGCAGAUCAGACGUUGAAGAGCCCCCCGCCGGCCAAGCCGUCGGCGACGUACAGUAUCAUGCACUGCGCCGGGGGCCGCGAGAUGGAGACGUUCGUCAGCAACGGCCCGUCCCGGCCCUUGGACGCGGAGCCCAGGGGGGCGGACAGUGAAAACGUCAUGCAUGAAAUCAACCCGUUGUUGCAAGAAUGUCGAGAAAAGGACUCGCCUGUGAUGAGACAGUUAAAGGAGAAGAAGCGUGAGCAUCAGAGCCCAGGGGUAGUGGUGGAGAUCUUUUUCGCAGCGAAGUCUACAGAGUACUUCUUCCUGUGCACAGUCUACCACAUCAUAACCUCAGAUGUACCUCCCCUUCUGUUCUAUCUGGAAGAACAUCGCUAG